GCCCUGUUGCAGGCCUGCAGUGCGUGUGCCAGCUGUGCGAGCACACCAACUUCACGUGCCACACGGAGGGCGCCUGCUGGGCCUCGGUGAUGCUGACCAACGGGCGCGAGGAGGUGGUCAAGUCCUGCGUGUCCCUGCCCGAGCUGCACGCCCAGGUCUUCUGCCACAGCUCCAAGAACGUCACCCGCACCGAGUGCUGCUACACCGACUUCUGCAACAACAUCACGCUGCGCCUGCCCCUCGCAGCAGCAGCACCCUCGGGCGGGGCGGGCCGGCUCCGGGCGGCGCUGCUGGCCGCCGUGGCCGUGCCGCUGGCGCUGCUGGCGCUGCUGGCCGCGCUGCUCGCCCGCUCGGCCCGGGGCUGGCGGCGCCGCCCGCCCAGCGUGGAGGAGCCGCCGUGCGAGGGCAGCCUGGCGGGCUCGGGCCGGACGCUCAAGGACCUCAUCUCCGACAUGACCACCUCGGGCUCCGGCUCCGGCCUGCCUCUGCUGGUGCAGAGAACCAUCGCCAGGACUAUCGUGCUGCAGGAGAUCGUGGGCAAGGGGCGCUUUGGCGAGGUGUGGCACGGCAAGUGGUGCGGGGAGGACGUGGCUGUGAAAAUCUUCUCCUCCAGAGACGAGCGCUCGUGGUUCCGGGAGGCAGAGAUUUACCAGACCGUGAUGCUGAGGCACGAGAACAUCCUGGGCUUCAUCGCUGCUGACAACAAGGAUAACGGGACGUGGACUCAGCUGUGGCUUGUCUCGGAGUACCACGAGCAGGGCUCGCUGUUUGACUACCUCAACAGGGGCACGGUGACCGUGGAGGGCAUGGUCAGGCUGGCACUGUCCGUGGCCAGCGGCCUGGCACACCUGCACAUGGAGAUCGUGGGCACGCAAGGGAAGCCAGCGAUCGCUCACCGGGAUCUGAAAUCCAAGAACAUCCUGGUGAAGAGGAACGAGACCUGCGCCAUCGCCGACCUGGGGCUGGCGGUGAAGCACGACUCGGUGCUCAACACCAUCGACAUCCCCCAGAACCCCCGCGUGGGCACCAGGAGGUACAUGGCCCCCGAGAUCCUGGAGGACGCGAUGAACACCAGCAUCUUUGAGUCCUUCAAGCGGGCAGACAUCUACUCCCUGGGGCUGGUGUACUGGGAGAUUGCCCGCAGGUGCUCCGUCGGAGGGGUCACUGAGGAGUACCAGCUGCCUUACUACGACCUUGUGCCUUCCGACCCUUCCAUUGAAGACAUGAGAAGGGUUGUCUGUGAACAGAAGCUCAGACCAAGUAUUCCAAACCAGUGGCAGAGCUGUGAGGCGCUGCGGGUGCUGGGCCGGCUGAUGCGGGAGUGCUGGCGUGCCAGCGGUGCCGCGCGUCUCACGGCGCUGCGCGUCAAGAAAACCAUCUCUCAGCUCUGCGUGCCCGAGGACUGCAAGGCCUGACAGCCCCGGGGCCGGGGGUGCUGCGCUGCCCGGCUCCCCGGUGCAGCCGGGUUUGUGUUUCUGCUCUACCUCAGACGGCGCGGGCAGUGCCCAGCUCCGGCGCUGUGCCCGGCCCUGGCACCGCGCGCCUCGGCGUUUGGCUUUGGUACAGCAAGGCCGGGGCUUGCUCUGGCUCUGCUCGGUGAAUCAGACACCGGUGAAGGCAGGAGGGAGCUUACAGCAUCAUGGCACUGUAAAAACACCUUUUGCUGUUGUGCUUUUCAUCCUUGUCAGACCCCAAACGCCCUGGAAGUGUCUGGUGUUGGUUAAAGCCUGUUUGUGAGACAAACCUCAUGUUCUGUCCUCAAACCAAGAAAAAGACCAAAUUAACCCAGAUUUUUACCUUUUUUUUUUUAAAUUUUAUUUCAGGGAUUUGAAAAGUGGUUGUCAGUAAAUGCAUUUUGAAUUACUAUAUUUAUAAUUAACCAAUCAAUUGGAAAAGAUGGAAAUUCCACUAAGUGUGUAGACUGUGAGCAAAACCAUUGAGUCGGUUCCCUAUUAACAUUUAUUUUUAUUGUCUCAAUUUCACAUACAAUGUCAUGGUUAAAAAUUGAGUUGUUUUACUCUGUCUUUUGUUCAUUGAACAGAUCAAUGAAGGGACAACUUUUCCUUUUAACAGUUAUUAGGAAAAAUAACAGAGGCAACACUUUUCUGUUAGCUGUGAAGGGAUGGAACAGGAGAAGUUCUACCUAAACUGAGAAAAUAUUUAUUUUUAGCAAUGUUUUUCCAAUCACUGGCAGCAAUUUUUUAGUGCCUUUUGAUGUAUUAGGGGGAAGCUUUAACAAAUGCUAAUGCAAUGUGUUCAGAGGUUUGUUAUAGAAUUUUGUAACUGCACCAGGCUGGUGAUGAAUAUUUACAUUUCUGACCAGGUUUCCAUAAUAUCAGAAGCCAGCAACAUGAGUUGCUGUGUUAAAAUUCAGCAGUGUUCUGGCAUUUUGUGAAUGGCCCACAUAUUUGAAUAUAGUGUUGGAGUAUUCUUAAUAGGCAAAAUUAUACAUUUCAUAGUCUUAGGGUUCUUGACAUGUUUCUAAAUCCAUCUGGCCCAUGGGAAUUAAUCCCAGAGACGCUUCCAGAAUAGCAAAGCUUUGCAGAAAUCUGGUGUGGCCCCCAGAGGUCCAUGGCAGGAGCUGUUGGUGCAAAAUCUCUUCCCUGGAGCUAUUGCAGGCAAGAAUGGGUUAAAUUUUACUGAGUGUGGGUCAGCAGUGCCAUCCAUUACUCUGGCUUCACCCUGCUGUGCCCACCCUCAGGAUGGUGUGGGUGCUUGCUGGCUGUGAGCUGCUGUGGGAGGCUGUGGGCAGCUUGAGAGCUCAGCCUGCAGGGCUCUGAGUGCUGCAGCAUGGCACUGCAGCUUGCCCCUGUCUGCUGCAGCCCAGCCCUGCAUCCUGCUCCCUCCGCUGCAGCCAGCAGUGCUGCAUGGUGGCUUCCCACACCCCACCCACCACGGCUCGAUUAGGGAUCCAUGCAGGGGAGGGGGCCUGGAGCAGCCUGGUCCAUGGAAGGGGUCCCUGCGAGGUAAAACCAGACAAGCUGUAAGGUCUCUGCCGACCCAAACCAUUCUGGGGUUCUGUGCUUCAGUUCCUGGGUGCUUCAAGCGCAUGAACGCCCCAUGGAGCUCAGUGGUGUGACUCUGCAGGCUGUUUGAGGGGUGAUCUUGGCAGCUGCAUGAUCCAAAGCCUGGUGCUGACUUGACUAUCAAAAAAAAUUGCAAAGCUAAGGCCCAGUGUCUGUUCUUGUAGUAUGUGCAAGAACCUACUAUCUUAAAAAGGAAGAAUCAAAGCUGUAUUUUUUUUUUUAAGUGGGAAAAGAGUUUCAGUUUCUCCCCUGGAGCCUCUGAAAACUGUUGACCAGCCCAGUAAUUUGAACAAGACCCUGCUGGUGCCUGGCUGGAAAGUGUGGAUGGAGGAUGCUCAGGCUCAGCUGCUCCUCACACAGCCCCAGAAGUGCUUUAACCUUUUCCCUGGACACAGCUCUUGGCAUCACAUUAUGGUCUGUUUGCCCUGGCUUUUCACCCAACUCAGUAUUUUUGCUCUGGUUUUCUUUUCUCUUUUGUUGUUGAGAGGUGAAUGUACAUUUUGAUGGAUUGGAGUUGAGCGCAACUGAGCCAAGGGGCUGAUGUUGUAUUGAGCUCUGAAAUGUUUGUAGACUCUAAAGUCCUUUAGAAAAACUCCAAAGAACCCUUGUUUGAGUGGCCUUUCCCCUCCCUGUGGGUUUGUCUUGGUCUAAUUUAAGCACAGAGGUUAUGCCAAGACACUUCUGUGCAGUUUAGGGAGGCUUAGGUUUCCUCAGAGGUCACAAUGCUCCUGAUAAUCUUCACUUAAAGCAAAAGUUCUUAAUGAAAUGAAAAAAUGAAGAUUUUCAAGGUCAAGGAUGCUCAAAACCUGUUACCACUUUCAGAUUUCCCUAACUGAUGCUUCUAACAGGGGGGGAAUAACCAAUAAUUUAUAAUUUGCUUCUAAUAACAACCUAAAGUUUAAUGUAGGGGUUAUGCACUGAAAGGGAAAGUUAAUUAAUGUUUCCUAACACCUAAUUUUUUUUGUACUACUUGAACUGCUGCCCCCACACACUCCUUUAGAAAUUCAGGCUGUAAUCUCUUUUGCACUCCUCUACUUUUAUAAUUUGCACUUAAUCAAGUUCAUUCCCUCACAUGACACUAUAAAGAGUCCUGCAAUAUUUUAGCAAUUGCUGUGUCACUUUGCUUGGUACUAGAUUCGGGAAUUACGAAUAAAUGGGUUUAGAAGUGUGCCCGGUCCCCACAAUGGGUCUGGGCUCUGAGCAGGGCAGGUUUUCCCCAGUCCCUGCAGCUGCUGAGCCAGGGUGGGCUCGAGGCCGCCCCAGGUCAUGGCAAGGAGGAGUUUGGGCUUUGCCCGGGGGCGGCAUCGCAGGACAGGGCCAGGGGGCACUGGGGAUGCUGCUGGGACAGGCGGGCACCGGGCACUGCAGGCGGGCACACGCUGGCACUCCUUUGGGUGCACGGGGACAGGCACAGCCCUGCGUGCUGGUGAAGGUUAUGGCUCAAACCCUGCUCUGGCUCAGGGAGGGUGUGUUGGAGAGGCCUUGGGGUGUCCUUGACCCAUCCCUGGGGAUGCCAGGGCCAGCGCCUGGGUGCCCCAGCAGCCCUGCAUGUCUGUCCCUCCUCUGCCCCUGGCUGUGUGUCCGUGGGCCCCGGGACCCUCCCCACAGGCCGCGGGACCCCAGCCCCCCAAAGCUUUGAGGGAAAGAUGUCCACGUUCUGCUCUAGUGGGCAGAGCAAUAUUUAUGAAUGUACAGGGAAUAAGCACCGAGGUACAAUAUAUUUCUACAGAAUAUAAGAAAUGUGCAAUAAAUUGUAACUUACACUGAAUGUAUUUUUGGCAUAAAUGGACCAGAUGUGUUUUGAAUGUAGCUAUGACAUUGUGUCUAAGCCUGCUGUGAUUCUCAAUCCCUAAGAAAAAGGUGUCAUGUUUUGUCAAUCUACAAACCACUUCCUCAGUUGUCUGUUUUUAAAAGAAGUGUGAGUAUUUUAUCUGGAACACUGUAAUAUUUCUGAACUAAGUAUAGCAGUGCAAUGCUAACUUCAACCCUCGUGUUGUGAAAUAUCUGAUCUGUGUACACUGCAGGGUUAUUUUUAAAACUAUUGCUAUAGUUAUUGCUUGAUAUUGCAGCUGCCUGGAUGUAAAUAAUGGUUUAGCUGUUGUAUUUUGUAUGCGGAUUUGGGGAAGACGUGGCAAUUUUAAUAAAUUCAGCAUACUCUGCC
This is a messenger RNA of Melospiza melodia melodia, 5187 nucleotides long. It is a transcript of the gene ACVR1C, whose product is annotated as activin A receptor type 1C. Gene Ontology annotation, molecular function: ATP binding; activin receptor activity, type I. Gene Ontology annotation, biological process: protein phosphorylation; activin receptor signaling pathway; cellular response to growth factor stimulus. The transcript is spliced from 8 exons. Gene Ontology annotation, cellular component: plasma membrane; activin receptor complex. Bases 90 to 1415 code for a protein of 441 amino acids. The record is from RefSeq and is a predicted model, not a curated record. Lineage: Eukaryota; Metazoa; Chordata; Aves; Passeriformes; Passerellidae.